This is a messenger RNA of Echinops telfairi (small Madagascar hedgehog), 5544 nucleotides long. RefSeq names its product SHC adaptor protein 2 (gene SHC2). Gene Ontology annotation, biological process: intracellular signal transduction; cell surface receptor protein tyrosine kinase signaling pathway. The record is from RefSeq and is a predicted model, not a curated record. Gene Ontology annotation, cellular component: plasma membrane. The coding region runs from base 28 to 1311 and encodes 427 amino acids. Lineage: Eukaryota; Metazoa; Chordata; Mammalia; Afrosoricida; Tenrecidae. Gene Ontology annotation, molecular function: receptor tyrosine kinase binding. The transcript has 14 exons.
CGGAUUCAAACUGCUGCCUUUGUGUACAUGGGCUGCAUCGAGGUCCUGCGCUCCAUGCGUUCCCUGGAUUUUAACACUCGGACCCAGGUGACCAGGGAAGCCAUCAACCGCCUGCACGAGGCUGUGCCCGGUGUCCGGGGCUCUUGGAAGAAGAAGGCCCCCAACAAGGCGCUGGCCUCCAUUCUGGGCAAGAGCAACCUGCGCUUCGCCGGCAUGAGCAUCGCUGUCAACAUCUCCAUGGAUGGCCUCAACCUCUCCGUGCCUGCCACGCGCCAGACCAUCGCCAACCACCACAUGCAGUCCAUCUCCUUCGCAUCUGGUGGGGACACGGACAUGACCGACUACGUGGCCUACGUCGCCAAGGACCCCAUCAACCAGAGAGCCUGCCACAUGUUGGAGUGCUGCGGCGGCCUGGCCCAGAGUGUCAUCAGCACCAUGGGCCAGGCCUUUGAGCUGCGCUUCAAACAGUACCUGCACAGCCCCCCCACCGCGGUCGGGCCCUCCGAGAGGCUGACCGGGCAGGAGGACUCAGCCUGGGGGGACGAGGAGGCAGCGGAACACAAUUACUACAACAGCAUCCCUGGGAAGGAGCCGCCCCCCGGGGGGCUGGUGGACUCUCGGCUGGCCCUGUCGCAGCCCUGUGCUCUGGGUACACUUGGCCAGGGGGCAGCUCCUGCGCAAAGGGAUGGCCGUGGCCUGCCGUGGGACCUGGGGCCCCCAGGAACAGCCCGCCCGGGGGAUGGCUACGUGCAGGCGGAUGCCCGAGGCCCCAGAGACUACGAGGACCACCUGUAUGUAAACACACAGGCCCUGGAUGCUCAAGAGCUGGAGGAGGCAGUGCCACCCCAGGCUGAGGACAGCCCCCAGAAGGACCUGUUUGACAUGCGUCCCUUCGAGGAUGCCCUGAAGCUCCACGAGUGCUCGGUAGCGGCCCCACCGCCCUUGGAGGACCAGUGGCCCAGCCCCCCGNCCCGCCGGGCUCCCAUCGCCCCCACGGAGGAGCAGCUGCGGCAGGAGCCCUGGUACCACGGCCGCAUGAGCCGUCGGGCUGCGGAGAAACUGCUGCGCACUGACGGGGACUUCCUGGUUCGAGACAGCGUCACCAACCCCGGGCAGUACGUGCUGACCGGCAUGCACCUCGGGCAGCCCAAGCACCUGCUGCUGGUGGACCCCGAGGGCGUGGUGCGGACCAAGGACGUGCUGUUUGACAGCAUCAGCCACCUGAUCGACUACCACCUGCAGAACGGGCGGCCCAUCGUGGCUGCCGAGAGCGAGCUGCACCUGCGGGGCGUGGUCAAGCGGGAGCCCUGAGCCGGCGGCGUCGCCAGGUCGGGGGUCUCACGGUGCCUGCCCUGUUCCCAGAGCUCCCGUGGCCUUACGAGUGCUCUGCCUCUUGGACCAGGCCGGGCGGGAACCGCUGCGGUCUCUCCCUCUUUCCGCAUGAGCAUCUGGAAUCGCCCACCACGGCUGGCCCUUGGGGACGGGGCGGGGCCAGCUGGCCUCCACCCUUCACCUGAAGGAGGCUGCAUAUACCAAAGACAGAACCUCUUCUCGCCUUUAAGCACCGAUUGAAAGUGGCCCUUGGGUGCCAGAUCCGUCCGAGGCCCCUUGUGGGGCUGGGAUGCCCCGUGUCUCCUUCUCCAGGGAUGCAUUCUAUUUCUUGCCUGAGAAAUUGAGGGGACCCCAUGGCUUCCUCCCUGGCUGCCUCAGUUUCUCCUCCUGACAAAUUGGGUACACAGUUGCUUUGGGGGGUGGGGAGAAUUAAGGUGCUUUGGGGUUCUCAGGCCUGAUACACGCUGAUGUUGCAGCUGGGGCCACCUUGUGGUUCCCCUAGGACAAUGGGGUGGGGUGCACCCUGACUGUUGGUGGGAGCCCACAGUGUGGCCCUGCCAGCUGGACAAGCUAGAAGAGGAUGUGGCUGCCAGCUAGCUUGCCCACCAACUUCUUCAUCCUUCCAGCUGCUGCACCCCCAUGGACAAUUGAAGGCAGGUUGGAAUUAAACCUGGGAUUGACCACAAGGAGCCAAGCUGUCGGGGGCACAUCAGGGGCUCACCCAAAGGGUGGCGGGCGGAGCACCCAGGUGGGAGUUGAGGAGAAAGCUUGAGGAUGAAGCACGGCCCCCACGUCUGGCCUCCUGGGACCCGGAGAAGGUAGAAGAGGGCCGAGUCAGAGGAGAGAGCUGGAUCUGGGGGUGCCCUUGGUGUGGGCGUAGGGGACGGUACGAUGACACAUCUGACAGCCCCUGAUUUUUUACCCCGAUAGAAAGCACAUUCCGACGUCCUUAUCAAAUGUACCCUUCCCUUCUCCUUGAAAGCACCCCGAUCCAUCGCCCAAUGCUCCAGCGCCCUCUUUCACAGGUGCCCUAAAUACCAGCCUCUCCGCACGUCUCCUCUCAACACGACUUGACUUCCUAGUCCUUUGUGCUCUUCAGACGUUGCUAGUCCUCUAGGACCGCCCCCCCACCCCCCCAGCCCCAGCCCUCCUCUUCUGUCUGGUCCCCCGGGCCUGGCUAACUCCUGCCACAGGCAUGGUGGCAUCUCCCUCCAGGAGGGUCCCUGCCGGGCUCACACACAUCUCACAGAGAGGGCAGAGGCUUCUCAGGGUCUGCAUCUCUGGGUAGGGGGAUGCCACCCAUCCAGUUGGCAGGCCCCAUCCUGCAGGUUGGGGUGCCUGUCCUAGGGCUGUGGGAAGUGAGAGCCCCUCUGGUCUGCUCUCAAUGAGGCAGAACUAGGAGGGGAUGCGGGUGUCCUCAAUGUCAGAGACCUGGAGGCUGAGAGCCAUUCAUGCACCAUCCACCCAACAUCCACUCAUCAUUUCACCUACCAAUCCACCCACACCUCCACCCAGUUCACCUGCUUUCUCACCUAUCAAGCCAUCCAUCACCCUAACAAUCCAUCCAGCUAGCAACCCACCUAUCAGUCUAACAACCACCCAUGACUCCCUCAUUGGUCCUUCCCUCCAUUCCUGCACCCACCCACCCAUUCCUCCACGAUUUCAUCCAUCAAUCGGACAAACACAUGCCCUUCUUCCAGCCACCUGUCCACUGACCCACCACCAUUCCAGUGAUCGCUCCAACAACCAUCCACUCACUCACUCAGUGGUCCAGUCACCCAAUUAGCCAUCACUCCACCUGUCAAACAGCCACACCCUCUCCAUCCAGCCUUCAUUAGGUUCAUUCACCCGCCCAUCCGUCCCUCCAUCCCUCUGUUCACCCCGACUUUCUCCAUUCCGUCGUCUCCCAACCUAACAACCCCCCACCCGUCUUUUCUUCUGUGUAUCGACUCGCUCACCUGUCCUCCCUCCAUCUUUCUAUCCAUCCACUCGACCACGCGUCUUAAGCCUGUGGGACCCUCUUGUCUCCAGGGCCUCUUGCAGGAGCCGGGAGGCAACCAAGACCUCCCUGCCCUCCUGCAGUGCGUUGUCCAGAGACACUACUCAGUGGGCCCCACCGUCAGGUGUGGGAAGGGGACCCCUGAUGCUUAGAACGACCAGGAGUCCUGGAGGGCUCCUCUGUAGGGAUGACGGGGGGCUGGGAGUGAGGGUGCAGCCCCAGGGGGAGAGGGCAGCAGCCUGGUACCCCAAGAGGCACAUGCAAAGGCCCCGUCGUGUGUGGAGGGUAGGGUGCUCAGGUGCAGAGAGCGCUGGUGUGGCUCGAUGUGAGGCCGGAGGGUGGGGCGGGGGCAGAGCACACCGCUGGGCCAGGCUCCCCGACAGAGCUGCUGGGGGCUUGAGGAUGGCAUGGAGGGAAGCUCAGAUUCUAGGGAGCCGAGUCUGAACUCCAUUCAUUCAUUCAUUCACCUGCUCACCCAGCAUCCUCUGUCCUCCAGGCCCAGCCACCCCCACUGUGGCGUGGCUGAACUCUGCAGGAAUUUGGGAUCCUCGAUCUCCCCACUCUGCAGACAAGCAUAAGGCGACCCAGUGAGACUGUCCCAGGCCAAGGCCACCCAGAGCCGGAAUUCAAGCCUCAACUUGCUCCGGGCCUCUCCCUGAGUCAGGGGCGACUCUGGUGCCCCCGUAAGAUGUGGGCUGGGAGCUGCAGCCCCAUUCUGCCAGCCAGCCAGGGCCCAACCAUUCCUCCUGGUCUUCAGGGAGGCUGGGGAGGGGGCGGGAGAGACCUGGCUCAGACCUGGAGAAGGCCCCCUGCCCUCUGCAGGUGCAGUGGUGGAGGAGCAGACAAAAGGACAUUCAAGUCCCCACCCUGUGAGUCAGUCGUACAGCUGCGGGAGGGAUCUGGCUCCUCUCUCAUGCCUCCGUUUUCCUGUCUGGAGACAGGGGUGACAGUCUCAUGGGGUUCCCUGGGGUGCACUGGGCCUGGCUUUUCUCCUCACCCCCACCCCGACUGUUUUCCUGUGGGCUGUUUAUUGCUGCUGGGCCUGGGGCUGUGCUCACAGCCUUUGUGGCUUCAGUCCCCCUCCCCAAAUUCUUCCACCGUGUGCCUCCGUUUCCCCUCCUGAUGAGGCUGUCUGCUCCUGUAAAAAAUUACAGCCGCAAAAACCCUGCAUAGGGUGGCCGUGCGUCUGAAUCAGCCCGAGGGCAUGGGGGGCCGGGAGACCCCUCCCUGGGACUGAUUCUUGGCUUGCAUGACUGGGACUGAGGACCAGCAGGCCGGCGGAGUGGCCCGGCCAAGGACUGAGUCAGUCUGUGCUCUGUGCCCGAACUGGUGCCUGCAGCUACAGCCUGGGCGGCAGGCUUGGAGGCAAAGGCUAGGUUACCAGGGGAUGCUCACAGCCUGCCACCCUGUCCCACCUUCCUCUCCCGGCCUCAGUUUCCCCAGGCUCUGGAGUGCCUCCCCGCUCUGAGCCCGUGUCCCUCAGUGAGACAGCGAACCCUGACACCCAAUGCAUUCUCUCGAGCGCACACCGGGGUGCUUUGUAGAUCUUAAUCCUCACCUUGGCCCUGCGAGAGGGGACCCAGACCUAGAGAGGCGCCAACACUGGCCCGAAGCCACACAGCCAGGGUGCGUGGCCCCAAAGGGUCCGCCCGCCAGAUGGAGGUUCUGAAUUGUCUGCCUCCUUCUAACCCACGGAUGGGGGCAGAGCCCCCAUACCCAAGCCUCACCCCUCCCCAGGAGGUGGGGGACUGCCCUCUACCAGCCUCUAGCCCACCCCCCCAGGAAAUGGGGGCAGGCAUCCCACCUUGGCCUGAGCCACGCCUGCUGGGGGCGAGGGCACUGUUCAGGGCGUUCCCUGACCCAUCUGUCCAGCAGGGACUUCUGGAAGGGUCCCUGUGUCAGGCUUGGACUUUGGGGACCUGCAGGGACAAGGUGGUAGUGGUCUUCUCCUGGCCCAGACCUGGUAGAGACAAAGGACAUCAACCAAGUUACUGCACUAGGACUUUUUUUUUUCUUCUUAAUUGUGUUUUGGGUCAAAGUUGAUACCACGGCCACGUUUCCCGGGACAGUGGUGCCUGGGGAUCCGUGUGCUACAUUGUAUCGACAGCCUCCAUCCUUGGUUCUCCUGGUUCCCAUUUCCGGUGGCCCCCUUCCGGAACCCCUCAUCUUCUCCUCUUUGCUUUGGAAUAAAGGUUGACUUUUUUCGACUCAGA